This is a messenger RNA of Papaver somniferum (opium poppy), 2553 nucleotides long. Its product is annotated as TOM1-like protein 6. Bases 107 to 2308 code for a protein of 733 amino acids. Gene Ontology annotation, molecular function: phosphatidylinositol binding; ubiquitin binding. The transcript has 9 exons. NCBI's taxonomy places the organism in Eukaryota, Viridiplantae, Streptophyta, Magnoliopsida, Ranunculales, Papaveraceae. The record is from RefSeq and is a predicted model, not a curated record. Gene Ontology annotation, biological process: protein transport to vacuole involved in ubiquitin-dependent protein catabolic process via the multivesicular body sorting pathway.
UUUUCUAAACUCUUAUGCCUCUUCAAAAGGGAAUUCGAUUCUGGUUUUUGCCGAAGAAAUUUCUACAGAGAGAAAGAGAAAAACAAGGAAGAAGAAGAAGAACAAGAUGUCUUCUUCGUCAGCUACAGUUGGAGUUGACAAAGCAACAAGUGAUCUUCUAAUUGGUCCUGAUUGGACUAUGAACAUAGAUAUCUGUGAUUCUAUCAAUAAUCAUCGAUGGCAAGCUAAAGAUGUUAUUAAGGCUUUGAAGAAACGUUUGCAACAUAAGAAUCCGAAAGUUCAGCUUCUCGCGUUAACGCUUUUGGAGACAAUGGUUAAGAAUUGCGGUGAUAUCGUGCAUUUCCAGAUUGCGGAUAGGAAUAUUUUGCAGGAGAUGAUUAAAAUUGUGCGGAAGAAGAUGGAUAUGCAUGUGAGGGAUAAGAUUUUGGUAUUGUUAGAUUCUUGGCAAGAAGCGUUCGGUGGAGCUGGUGGGAAGUAUCCACAAUAUUACUGGGCAUAUGAAGAACUAAGAAGAUCUGGUGUUCAAUUUCCUGAGCGUUCAAGAGAUGCAGCUCCGAUACAUACACCGCCUGCUGCACCUUCAGCGCCAAGACAUUCUCAGGCUGGCUAUGGAAUGCCAAGUGAUACUUCACAGAGACUUGAUGAAGCUAUGGCAUCAGAAACGGAAAACUUAAGUAUGGCAAAUUUGUAUUCCAUGCGAAGUGUUCAGGAGCUCCUAAGUGACAUGCUACAAGCUGUGAAUCCAACUGACCGUGAGGCUAUUAAAGAUGAAGUGAUAGUUGAUUUGGUUAGCCAGUGCCGCUCCCACCAGAAAAAGCUUAUGCAGAUGUUGACUUCGACUGGAGACGAGCAGCUUCUUGGUCAGGGUCUUGAAUUGAAUGACAGCUUACAGAGUGUGUUAGCGAAGCAUGAUGCCAUAGCAUCUGGAUCACCUUUGCCUGCUGAGAUGAUCAAUAACUCGCCAUCUGGAUCACCCUUGCCUGCUGAGGUGACCUAUAAUAACUCAGCCAGCCCUGUACCAACCGAAGUAAGAGAUGCCAGUCCGAGAUCAAAUCCUGCUGCUACUAGUAUUGCAUCUGCCACAAGUAGCCAGCUGGAAGAGGAGGAGGAUGAGGACGACGAUUUUGCACAAUUGGCGCGCAGGCGUACAAAGGCAAGUGCUAUGUCAUCUGAAAUUAGUGUCCAGAGUGAUGGUGCAGUUCCACCACCCUCAACAUCUAGCCCAAGUAAUGCAUUGGUUCUGACAACGCCACCUCCUGCAGUUAGGACCAGCGCCACAAAAGAACAGGACAUAAUUGACUUACUGAGCAUCACUUUAUCUACAACUUCAGUAUCACCUCAUGCGCCUCAAUCAAACACAAAUCAAACCAUGAAUCAGGUCCCUUACUCCACCACCAGUGAAAGAAGUCCCUAUGGCUCGCAGGUUUAUGCUGAAAAUCAAGGAAAAGCAACUUAUAGCAAUUACGUAGCACCAUGGGCACAGCCCCAACCACAAUUUCAACAAUGGGUUGCACCACAGCCUCAACCAUGGGCUGGACAACAAUCUCAACCACGGCCACAGCAAUGGGUUGCACAACAAUCUCAACCGCAGGCUCAACAGUGGACUGCGCAACAAGCUCAACCACAGUCACAACAAACACAACCAUGGGUUCAGCACCAAGCUCAACCACCACAAGCACGAGCGCAGCCACAACAAUGGGCUGAACAACAAGCUCCACAACAUCCCCAACAACAACCUCAAGCUCAGGCUCAGCACCAAGCUCAACCACAACAACCACAACCUCAAUCAUGGGCUCAGCACCAAGCUCAACCACAACAACAACAGCCUCAAGCUCAGGCUCAGCACCAACCUCAACCACAACAACCACAGUCGCAGCCGCAACAAUGGGCACAACCAGAAUCACAACCUCAGCCACAACCGUGGGUGCAGCAGCAAGCUCAACCACAAGCCUGGGCUCAACCACAAUCACAGCAGUGGGGUCAACAGCAAGCUCAAGGACAAGCACAAGCAUGGGCUCAACGACAACAGCAAUCACAACCACAACUUCAAGCUCCUCGGCAAUCUUUCAAUUACCCUCCGCCACCAUGGGCCACUGCUACUACUACCACGACACAAGUAGCUAAAUUGCAGAGCCACAACUCUUUUCCCGCUAGAGGAAGCAAUGGAUCAGCUAUUUCAGAAGGACACAAACCAUUUAUCCCCUCGUAUAGACUGUUUGAAGAUCUGAACGUUCUUGGAAGUUCAGAUGGAGGUAGCACCAACUCCCCGAGAAUAUCAGGCCAAAGCAUGUUGGGUGGAAGAAAGUAAAUGAGUGAUGAUUGAUUGUGUUUAUAUAAAAAUCUCACAUUCUUUACUACUGUUUACUCUUGAAGACCUUUUUGGAAUUUUAAACUGGAUGUCAGUGGCCGUAGUGUAUAUUUUAGGGUUAUUUUCUACCAUAUUUUGACAUCAUUAACUUGCAUGCAUAGAAACAUCCACAUAUAUUAGAUACCUUUCUUUUUUCCUCUGUAAAUCAUGUCAAUCCUGUUUUUCAAUUUUGCAUUUUUGUGUUU